Molecule: messenger RNA, 731 nt
Organism: Toxorhynchites rutilus septentrionalis
Lineage: Eukaryota; Metazoa; Arthropoda; Insecta; Diptera; Culicidae
Product: RNA-binding protein pno1
Exons: 2
Coding region: 96-716 (206 amino acids)
Cellular component (GO): nucleolus
Molecular function (GO): RNA binding
Source: RefSeq, a predicted model, not a curated record
ACAAUCAGAUGAAAGCCAUGUGGUGACUAGUUAUUCUCCGAAAUUAUUCCAGCUCUUCAUUUUGGUCGUUGGUGAUAUUUUCAUAACAAUUCACGAUGGAAGUAGACUCUGUUACUAUACAAGACAUACAUGUCAAGUCAGUGGAAGUUGUAAAAGCAAAAAAGGUUGAUAAGAAAGGGCUGCGUAAAAUUUUUGUACCAAGAUCCAGACAAUCAGCAUUAAAAGAACAUUGGCUGAAAAUUUUUACGCCAAUUGUGGAGCAGCUAUUCCUUCAGAUGCGCUACAAUGUGACCAGCAAGCAGGUCGAAAUUCGGCUAGGCCCAGAAACACAGGAUCCAUCAAACUUGCAAAAAGGUGCUGAUUUUGUUCGUGCUUUCAUACUUGGAUUUGCAGUCGAGGAUGCUUUGGCGUUAUUAAGAUUGGACGAUUUAUUUAUCGAGUCUUUCGAAGUUAACGACGUGAAGAUGUUAAAAGGAGAUCACUUAAGUCGAGCCAUCGGUCGGCUAGCAGGCAAAGGCGGAAGGACGAAGUUUACACUUGAAAAUUCAACCAAGACGCGAAUUGUUCUUCAAGAUUCGAAAAUUCAUAUUCUGGGCAAUUAUAAAAAUAUACAAUACGCCAAACGAGCUAUUAGUCACCUCAUUUUGGGAUCACCGGCAAGUAAAGUUUAUGGAAACCUGCGAUCAGUAGCUAAUAAAAUGUCUGAUCGUCUUUAAGUUCUGAAUUUAAAU